This is a messenger RNA of Toxoplasma gondii ME49, 5153 nucleotides long. RefSeq lists its product as hypothetical. The record is from RefSeq and is a predicted model, not a curated record. The coding region runs from base 559 to 4884 and encodes 1441 amino acids. Gene Ontology annotation, molecular function: nucleic acid binding; 3'-5' exonuclease activity. NCBI's taxonomy places the organism in Eukaryota, Apicomplexa, Conoidasida, Eucoccidiorida, Sarcocystidae. Gene Ontology annotation, biological process: nucleobase-containing compound metabolic process. The transcript is spliced from 8 exons.
GUUGACAGGCGGAAUUCGCAAGAAUGGCGGCUCUCCUGGACUUGCGGUCUCUCUCACUUUUCUCUUCCUGGACGAGGGGAGAUUUCUUUCUGCUUCUCGUGCAUUGCUUCGUCAAGUGCUGAGAAAGGCAACGCGUCCACUCAGUGCCUGGCGCUCUCAAUUCAGCUGUGCCGACACCCGCCUCGACGAACGAGGCCGCUCGCAAUGGGCAGUCUCACGGUGGAUGCACACGCAGCUGCCACUCACACGAAAAGUUUGACAUUUGCAAGCAACGCCUCCACUGAAACCUUGUAUGCAUGCAUCAGCUGUAAACAUUCGUGGUUUCGUUUCUAUGGAUCUAUAGGUAUAUGUACGUAGAUGAAAGCAUAGACAAUGCGCGUUUGACUGUGUGUGUCAAGAGAGAGAGAGAGACAUGUCGAUGUGUACCUGACGAGGAGAGGACGCUGUUUCAGAAGUGCUUGCGUCUGUAUUGAUGUCGGUAAAAGUUGUGUUGCCGAGUGCAGGAAGUGCGCCUUCUAAAUAUAAAUUCUUUUUCAGCAGAAGUCGUCGUUUUCAACAAUGAGGACGCCGUCAGCGUUUUCUCCUUCCUCUCCGGCCUCUCCUUCUUUCUGCUCUUCUCUGUCACCUCCUCGCCUUUCCUCCACUCGAGCCGCCCUAUUCUCUCGACGCUGUGGAUCCCCACCGCGUUUUUUGCCUCCUCAGACGGAGGCUUUUUCUCCUCCGUCGCGUUCUCCUCCCUCUUCUCUCUCUUCCCAUCUGGAGUCCGCCUCGUCGGCCAUGACCCUCGUUGCCUCCCGGUCUGCUUCUCUUUCCCCUUCUUCUCUUGCCUCUUUCUCUUCCUCUCUCCCGCCUUCACCCUCGGGCCAUUCGGCUUCGCCCUCCGGUCUCACACAGCUCUCUUUCUGGCUUACUCCUUUUUCAGGUGCAUGCGUUAUAGACUCUUCUUCUCGGCGCCGCUCUCUCCUGGUCUCUGCGUCACUUCGUCUCUUCGGCACCGCCUUCCUCCCGCCGGCUAUCUCUCCCGCUGCGGCUGCGGCUGAGGCGCGGGUCUCUCCCUCUCUUCUUUCUCCGCCGUCUUCAAAAAUCACUCCUUCGCGUUCGCCGUCUUCUUCUCUCGCUUCUUCUCGUUCGUGUCCGUCCUCUGCUUCGCCUCCUUUUUCCUCUCCUGCGUUCGUUUCUUGUUCGUUUUCCGAGCACACGGUGGAGGUGGCGACAGAGCCUUCUUCGGCUCUCCCGUCGCCGGGCGUGAGCGGAGGCGAUGGUGCUUCUCUCUUUCUUGAGAGAAGAGAAAGCGGACCUUCUCUUCUUCCGCCUGACAUGCUGCCUGACACGCGCGGCCUGGUCUACGCAAUUCACCACGGAGAGCCUCUACCGCUCCUCGCAGUGCGGCUCUGCAGACAGCAGCGAGUUCAGGAGCUGGCCGCGAACAUUGCGCAGCGUCUUUUGGACGCGUUGACGGAGGCGGAGGAGCGGCGAAAGGGAGCGACAUGGGAGGAGGAGAGACGCGCCUCGCGGGCAGCAACUCGGCAGGGCGAGGAAGGAAGUUUGAAGAAGCUUCUGGACUGCUCGACGUUCAGAAGUGGCGAGAGAAACCGGAAACAGAGCCUCAAGGCUGACGCGGGCAACGCGCGAAAUCGCGAGAACGAGUCGCCCCAGGAGCGCAUUCGGUGCUACUGGCCGAGCGUCGAAGACGAGACUUCCAAGAUGAGUGUCUUCUUUCGAGAGAUGCACGCCACGCUCUACCUCCUCUUCGAACCAAGGCUCUUCUCUCCUUCUCCGUUUCUUUCUUCUUCCCUUGCGUCCUCUCCUUCUCCGUUUCUUUCUUCUUCCCUUGCGUCCUCCCCUUCUCCGUUUCUGUCUUCUUCCCUUGCGUCCUCCCCUUCUCCGUUUCUGUCUUCUUCCCUUGCGUCCUCCCCUUCUCCGUUUCUGUCUUCUUUUAGUGGGGACAGAGAGGCGAGCGGAGAGGGCGGAGAUCGUGUACUGGCGGACCGCGUCCACGGCGAAUCUGUUUUCUCGCUUCUGAAUCCGCGCGUCAUGGAGAUGGUCGUUCCUUCUCUCAAGCAGGGGAGGCGUCUGCACCUGCUUCUCGCCUUUCUCCACUGCGUCGAAAGCUACUUCGCGCUGCACACCUGCAGCAAGAAGACCGUCGACCCAAAUCGUCUUUUGCUCGCCGUCGGUCCUGCCCGAUUCCUGCUUCUUCUUUCGCGUCUGGGAUUUCUGCCUUCUUCUUCUUUGUCUUCUUCUUUGUCUGGUCUUGGUGAGCUCGAGUUGCCGCGCCUGCUCUUCCAGCGUCUCUCGGCUGCGUCGGUGGACGCGCUGCUCCUCGAGUUGUUGAAGCACCCUGGCGGUAACGCGUUCGAGGCCAUCAAAGUCGUUUCCCUGCUGCGUCUGCUGGAGAAGACAGAGAGUCUGGACGCGCCGCUGAAGGGAUCCAGGUGGACGCUCCAGGCUGUGGCAGCCAGCGUGAGCAGUCGGAAGUCGGAGUCUCUUCUUCUCGCCUUUCUCCGCUCUCUCGCGCCGGCGAAGGAGACCCGCGGACGCGCGGUCGCGGCGGCCUGCAGAGGCGUUCUCGGCGAAGACGAAAUCCGGCGGGCAGAGGAAGAAGAACGCGGAGAAAAACUCGCUCUCGAGGCCUGCGCAUGGCUUGCGAGAAAAGCGGCGGUCACGGGCGAAGUUGCAGACCCUUGGGGGUACAUGGUCUCUCGCAGUUUCUUGCUGAGUCGCCUUCGCCAGCAGGCACACACUCCCGCGGCUCUCGCACUGGACUCUUCAGCAUGUCGUUCGCAGGAAGGGCAAGAGGUAGAAGGUUGGCAGCAUGGAAGAGCAGAAAGAAGGCGCGAAGAACGCAAAGCACAGGGAGACGAGGAGGUGAUAGAGGAAGAGGAAAAUGAAGUGAAAGACACAGAAGAAAAACUGGAAGGCGAGGGAUGCGGGAAGGCGGUGAAGCGCGCGCGGGGGCGGUGUGCAGGACGCACGGCUGCCCAGGUAGUAGUAGUAGAAGAGAGUCGGCGUGUAUGUCCUCUCGAAAAACAGGGACUCAAGACUUACGCAUGUGCUGUCCACGAAGAACCAGACCCGGCGAAAGAAAUCGAGGAAGAGGAAACCGACAUGGAAGAGGACCUUUUAAGUCUCCCAAGUCUGGCCGACAGCGCCGCUGCUCCCACAAGACAAGCGGAUUGUUUUUCGACUUCUUGGAAGCUGCCGCCAGAAGUCACUCCUCAGACAGAAGACCCACCAAGCUCUAAUGAAGACGCUCCACUUCGCUCGCCUUCUUCUUCUCCUUCUUCUUCUCCUUCUUCUUCCACUUCCUCCUCUUCCUCCUCUUCUUCUUUUCGUCCUCUGUCUUUGCCCUGGGGUGUCGACCGAGUGCUCUUUCUCGACACUGUGGAAGGUUUGACUGGACUGUUCGCGUUUCUCCGUUCGUCGCAGGAAGCGUCUUGUCGCGCGUUGUCUGCCGAAGAGACCGCUGGCUGCUCGCUUCCGCCGCAGGAGGCGCUACGGUGUACAGCCAGCGAUGCGAAAGGUCCAGCAGAGGCGCCGGCAGAAGAGGCCGCCGUGCACGCCUCGCCUUCUGUUUCUCUCUCCACAGAGCGAGACGGUGCCCUCGCGGAGAGUCAACGCCGGAAGGCAAAGAGUGGAGAGGAAGAAAAGAAGCGAGCGAAGAAGAAAAACGAUGCACACGUUGCUGGCGAAGUGGAGAUUGGAGAGCUGACGUCGUCGAGACUCGCUGAGUCAUGCGUAUCGCAGUCUCGGACGAGGGCGCAGAUCUCCUCCGACGCUGUUCUCUCUGAAGCGGACGCAGCUUCAGACACCUGUGGGGUGUCUGUCUCCGUGCUUCCAGUCCUUCCCUCCCUCGUUCCCUUCCGUCCCUUCGUCGUCGCGCUCGACCUGGAGUGGACGCUGCCGCAUGCAGCGAGUGUGCUGUCGCUGGCGACGGAGAGCCGAGUCUUUCUGGUCGACUUGGUGAACGAUAAUCCAGUCUAUAAGGCGACGCUUCUGCAGAUGCUGCGCUGGCUUUUCGCGAAUCCCUUCAUUGCGAAGCUGAUGUACCAAGCCUCCGGAGACAUCACAAAGUUGUUCUUCGCGCUGGGCGCUGUCGGCAGCCCAGGCGCCCUCGUCCACUGCAUCGACCUCAGGCACCCGCGAGUCUGGAACUCCCCAGCCUCGUCAGAAGGAGAGACGCGAAGGACGCCUGAAUGGGCAAAUUCCCUGCCUUCGCCGGCAGAAGCGCGCGGCCCGCUUGUGUCUCCUUCUUCCGAUCCAAGUCUGAAACCGGGUGCCGCUCCAGCAGGAAACACGCGAGAGAGGCGGGAGGCGACGGCGAAGACGAAAGAAGGAGCACCAAGCUGUAGGGGGGAAGACGCAGGUGCAGAAGAAAAAGAAGCAGAUGCGGCAAAGUCUGGGGCAGAAAGUUUUCUCGUUCCUGUCAGGAAAGGCCGCCACUUGGCGAACGCGGAGAGGGAGUUGCGGGAAGGCGUAAUCGCUAAGGAACAUUUCUUGGAGAAGAACGAAGAAGAAACUCCUGAGCGCUACAUGCGGCCGGUCAAGCGACGCUUCCCCAGUCUCCAGGAAAUGUGCCGACAAGUGCUGCAUGCAGACUUGGAUAAAUCUGAGCAGAGGUCGAACUGGAACAUGCGCCCUCUGACGGCAUCUCAAGCGCACUACGCAGCUCUGGAUGCAUAUGUCCUCAUUCUUUUGGAAGCCGCUCUGAGGCGCCAAGGGUGGAUCCCGGGCAACAUUCUCGGUGGUCUCGGCGAAUUCAGUGCACUCAGCUUCCGUGGUCGGCCGUCAGAGUUUCGGAUCCACUAUCAGAAGAACGCCAGCAUGCAGGCAUCUAAGGUCGAGGCGGCUGAAAAGCGGCACUUCAAGUGGCGCGGAUCCUGACAAAUGUGCAUUCGUUUCGAGAUUUACUGCAGUUCCGUGGCCACAGUGAAAAUGAGUCGGUGGAAACCGCGGGAAACAGGUGCGUUUGACUGGCAGCCUUUGUGUCAGUGACUGUCAGUCAGAAAGGCGGAAGUGUGGACCUUUGUGUCGCGGGUCUGCGCCGCCUUUGGGGAGACUGGUACUUGCGAAGAGCGCAGGGAACAUUCAGAGUCAUUUCUAAAAAGUGCUCUGAACCUGAAACGCACACAACCGCACAGACGACGUUUCGU